AUGACCCUCUCCAACCCUGCCAUGGUCGCUGUCUCCGGCAUCAUCCUUACUGGUGCCUACCUGAUCGAUCCCUCCACCGUGCCCUUCGCUCUCGCCGGUGUUGCUGCCACCUGGGCCCGAGUCCUCUUCAAGGAGUCCGCUAUCCGAAUCCCUCCACUCGACCCCAAGGACUACCGCAAGUUCAAGUUGGUCGACAAGGUCGUCUGCAGCUCCAACACUGCCAUGUAUAAGUUUGCGCUUCCUAACGAGGAUGACAUCCUGAACUUGCCUAUCGGCCAGCACAUCUCCGUGAUGGCCAACAUCAACGGAAAGGACAUCUCUCGCAGCUAUACCCCUACUAGCAGCAGCGAUGAUGUCGGACACUUUGUCCUCUGCAUCAAGUCCUACCCUCAAGGAAACAUCUCCAAGAUGUUUGGCGAGCUUACAAUUGGCGACACCAUCAAUGCUCGCGGCCCCAAGGGACAGUUCAACUACACCCCCAACAUGUGCCGUCAUAUCGGAAUGAUUGCUGGUGGUACCGGUCUUACGCCCAUGCUCCAGAUCAUCCGUGCUGUUGUUAAGAACCCCGAAGACAAGACCCAGGUUAGCCUGAUUUUUGCCAAUGUCACUGAGGAGGAUAUUAUUUUGAAGACCGAACUCGAUCUGUUGUCCAAGAAGCACCCUCAGUUCAAAGUCUACUAUGUCCUCAACACCCCUCCCGAGGGCUGGACUGGUGGUGUCGGCUUUGUGAAUGCUGACAUGAUCAAGGAGCACAUGCCCAAGCCUGCCAGCGACAUCAAGGUCUUGCUCUGCGGUCCCCCACCCAUGAUCUCAGCCAUGUCCAAGAUCACUCAGGAUCUCGGAUACGACAAGGUCAACGCCGUCUCCAAGUUGCCCGACCAGGUCUUCAAAUUUUAA
This is a messenger RNA of Gamsiella multidivaricata, 897 nucleotides long. RefSeq names its product NADH-cytochrome b5 reductase 1. The record is from RefSeq and is a predicted model, not a curated record. The transcript is spliced from 5 exons. Gene Ontology annotation, molecular function: oxidoreductase activity. Lineage: Eukaryota; Fungi; Mortierellomycota; Mortierellomycetes; Mortierellales; Mortierellaceae. The coding region runs from base 1 to 897 and encodes 298 amino acids.